UUUACGAGAACUAAAAUGAAGUCCACGAUUGCUUGCCUUUUGGUGUUGGCUGUUGCCGCACAAGCCCAGUGGGCCAACUACGGAUACGGUCUCGGUGGAUUUGCUGGAUAUCCUGGAUAUGCUGGAUAUUACGGAGGAUACUACCCCUACACUGGUGUUCGCACUGCUGCCGUCCCUGCUACCGUCCCUGCUUCCUAUCCCGUCCGUGCCGCAUACCCUGCUUAUGGCUACCCCGCUUUCUCCGCCAGCCAGUACCACGCACAGGAUGAGCUCGGUCAGGCCAGCUUCGGCUACGCUCACCCCGGACAGGCAGCCACCAACUAUCGCGAUGCUCUCGGCAACCAGAUCGGCAGCUACGCUUACUUCAACCCCGAAGGCAAAGAGGUCCGCGUUUCAUACACCGCCGAUCACCGCGGCUUCCGCGUCUUGUCCAACGACCUGCCCGUCGCUCCCGUCGUCAACUUGGUAGCUCCCGUCCAGGUCGAAGACACUCCGGAAGUUGCCAAAGCUAAGGCUGAGCACGCUGCCGCUGUUACUGCCGCCAAAACCGGAUACGUCCCCGCUGCCCCUGUUCUCCCAGCUCCAGUUCAGGACACCCCCGAGGUAGCUGCCGCCAAGGCGGAAUUCGCCAUCAAGUACGCCGAGGCUAAGGCCGCCGCUACCCCAGCUGCUCCAAUCCGCGCUAAACGCCAGAUCAUGAGCUACGGUGCCGCUCCGUUCGCUUACAACUAUGGUUACGCCGCUGCUCCUUUCGCCUACAACUUCGCUGCCCCCGCUGUCGUGGCUGCCCCAGCAGUGCCCGUUCGUGAAGCCACUUUGACCAAGACCAUCUUGACCCCCGGACACGCCGUCGCUUACCGCGUCGACUAAAGCAUCAAAAGUAUCUCAGGCAUCAUUCAGACUUCAGCCUCUUUUUGUUACAUUUGUUUUCUUUGCAAAUCUUUUUUUUUCAACCCAUCGCAUUUCUGUUAUUAAAAAAAAAAAAUAAAAUUUGAUUUUAAAACAACACGAAAA
Molecule: messenger RNA, 1014 nt
Organism: Daphnia carinata
Lineage: Eukaryota; Metazoa; Arthropoda; Branchiopoda; Diplostraca; Daphniidae
Exons: 2
Coding region: 16-870 (284 amino acids)
Cellular component (GO): chitin-based extracellular matrix
Molecular function (GO): structural constituent of chitin-based larval cuticle
Source: RefSeq, a predicted model, not a curated record